UGUCCGUGGUCAACGGUCAAUGUCAUCGCCGAGUAGAGGCCGCGGAGAAGGCACGGUUGUUUACGCAUCAAGAUUCUUCCCUCUCUUUGAAGUAUUCAAUUUCAAAGUGAUUCCUAUAGACUAUACAUUUUCUAUAAUCUUGAGGCUUAGUUAGGGUUUUCUGUCACUGCCAUGGAUUUCGAAAGUAGGAGGCUUCAUCUGCUAAUCUCUGUUCUCGCCAUCGUUGCACUUAGCUUCACAGCUGAAAAGUGCAGGGAACUUGUUGGAGAGGAUGGGUCAUCCCAGAGUGGAAAGUUUACGAUCUUAAAUUGCUUUGAUAUGGGUUCUGGAACUGUAGCAUGUGCUGUGAAGGAAGGUGUGAAGCUCUACUUUUACAAUAUCAGAUCUUCUCAUGUUGAAAGAGCAAGGACCAGUGCAAUUGAGUCUGCCCUUGUUCAUGCUGUUAGUCAGGGGAUGUCCCCAACAGAUUCUGCAAAACAUGCACAGAAAGAAGGUAAGAAGGCAGCGAAAAUGGCUUCCCGUCAAGCCAAGCGGAUUAUAGGUCCCAUCAUCUCAUCUGGAUGGGAUUUCUUUGAAGCUAUUUACUAUGGUGGUACUUUGACAGAAGGUUUCCUCAGGGGCACUGGUACUUUGUUUGGUACUUAUGGUGGAGGGUUCCUCGGGGAGCAAAGGCUUGGUAGAUUUGGCUAUCUUGUUGGAAGUCACAUGGGCAGUUGGGUUGGUGGCAGAAUAGGACUGAUGAUUUAUGAUGUUGUUAAUGGACUGCAUUUGUUGUUGCAAUUUGUUCAGACAGGAGAAGUUGUAGUUCGCGAAAAAUCUGAAUCAUCUGAAAGUUCCUUUUUCGGUGGCGAAACUCCUGUUUAUGACACCUCUGAAGGCUCUGGAUUAUAUGAAUCACCUCCCAGUGAUGAAUCAUAUGCGUACGAAUCACCUCCCAGUGAAGAAUCCUACGCCUAUGAAUCAACUGAUCGUCAGAGCUAUGAAACAUAUAGAGAUUCUGAACUGUGAUGUGAUGAAAAUGUGAUGUUCAUAUACUGGUAUUUGCUCAAAUUUUUGGUCAGCUCUGAAGACUGUUUCCAGUGUUGGCAGAUCAUCCCACGAAGAAUCCAAUGUCUAAGAAUCUACUGAACCUCACAGCUAUGAAACAUAUGAAGAUUCUGAAUUUGGGUAAAAUUGAAGUUCGUAUAUUGGUACUUGCCCAAAUUUUAGGUUGAUUAUUAGUGUUUUAGUUCAAUGUCUUUGCUUCAAUGUAUCAGGGAUUGCUAACCUCUGGAGACUCUAAUAGUGCUCCACUUCAUGUAAUUGGGGAAUACUGUAGGUCCCAACUUUUAUGCUGAAUAUAUCUCUUGCCUUCAAUUUUCAA
Messenger RNA from Vigna radiata var. radiata (mung bean), 1363 nucleotides. RefSeq lists its product as uncharacterized. NCBI's taxonomy places the organism in Eukaryota, Viridiplantae, Streptophyta, Magnoliopsida, Fabales, Fabaceae. The transcript is spliced from 2 exons. Bases 172 to 1008 code for a protein of 278 amino acids. The record is from RefSeq and is a predicted model, not a curated record.